GGUAAACCGUACAUGUUCGACAGAGUGUUUCAGUCGAAUACAACACAGGAACAAGUGUACAAUGCCUGCGCCCAGAAGAUUGUUAAAGAUGUUCUGGACGGAUACAAUGGAACAAUUUUUGCAUAUGGGCAGACAUCUUCUGGCAAAACACACACCAUGGAGGGGAAUCUCCAUGACACAGAUGGAAUGGGCAUCAUCCCCAGGAUAGUGCAAGAUAUCUUCAACUACAUCUAUUCCAUGGAUGAAAACCUGGAGUUUCAUAUCAAAGUUUCAUAUUUUGAAAUUUACUUAGAUAAGAUCCGGGACCUUUUGGAUGUGUCAAAGACCAAUUUGUCAGUGCAUGAAGACAAAAACAGAGUACCCUACGUCAAGGGCUGCACUGAGAGAUUUGUCUGCAGUCCAGAAGAGGUCAUGGAUACAAUUGAUGAAGGCAAAUCAAACAGACACGUAGCAGUUACAAACAUGAAUGAGCACAGCUCCAGGAGUCACAGUAUUUUCCUGAUAAACGUCAAACAGGAGAACACUCAGACAGAGCAGAAGCUCAGCGGAAAACUUUACCUGGUGGAUCUGGCUGGUAGUGAAAAGGUCAGUAAAACAGGAGCAGAGGGAGCAGUGCUGGAUGAAGCCAAGAACAUCAAUAAGUCUCUGUCAUCUCUGGGAAAUGUCAUCUCUGCCCUGGCUGAAGGAACGGCCUACAUCCCCUACCGAGACAGCAAGAUGACCCGUAUCCUCCAGGACUCGCUGGGUGGUAACUGUCGAACCACCAUCGUUAUCUGCUGCUCUCCUUCCUCCUAUAAUGAGGCCGAAACAAAAUCCACUCUCAUGUUCGGACAAAGAGCAAAGACCAUCAAGAACACGGUCACUGUGAACAUCGAGCUUACAGCAGAGCAGUGGAAGCAGAAGUAUGAGAGGGAGAAGGAGAAGAAUAAGACCCUGAGGAACACCGUCACCUGGCUGGAGAAUGAGCUGAAUCGCUGGAGGAAUGGUGAGAGCGUGCCAGUGGAGGAGCAGUUUGACAAGGAGAAGGCCAACGCCGAGGUGCAGGCCUUGGACAACAUAAUCAAUGAAAAGCCGGCCGUCACACCCAACGUGCCGGGUGUUCGCCUCACCGACGUGGAGAAGGACAAGUGUGAGGCUGAGCUGGCCAAGCUUUACAAACAGCUGGACGAUAAGGAUGAGGAAAUCAACCAGCAGAGCCAGCUGGCUGAGAAGCUGAAGCAGCAGAUGCUGGACCAGGAUGAGCUUCUAGCCUCCUCCCGCCGCGAUCACGAGAACCUCCAGGCAGAGCUGAACCGCCUGCAGGCAGAGAACGAGGCCUCCAAGGACGAGGUGAAGGAGGUGCUGCAGGCCCUGGAGGAGCUGGCUGUCAACUACGACCAGAAGAGCCAGGAGGUGGAGGAUAAGACCAAGGAGUUUGAGGCCAUCAGCGAGGAGCUUAACCAGAAAUCGUCCAUCCUGUCAUCUCUGGACUCUGAGCUCCAGAAGCUGAAGGAGAUGUCCAACCACCAGAAGAAGAGGGUGACCGAAAUGAUGUCUUCACUGCUCAAAGACCUCGCUGAGAUUGGCAUCGCCGUAGGCAGCAAUGACAUCAAGCAACACGAGGGCGGCAGCGGCAUGAUAGAUGAGGAGUUCACAGUGGCCCGUCUCUACAUCAGUAAGAUGAAGUCAGAAGUGAAGACCAUGGUGAAACGCUGCAAGCAACUGGAGAGCACCCAGUCAGAGAGCAACAAGAAGAUGGACGAGAACGAGAAGGAGCUGGCUGCCUGUCAGCUGCGCAUCUCCCAGCAUGAGGCUAAAAUCAAGUCCCUGACUGAGUACCUGCACAACGUGGAGCAGAAGAAGAGGCAGCUGGAGGAGAACGUGGACUCUCUCAAUGAGGAACUUGUCAAGCUCAGUGCUCAGGAGAAAGUCCACGCUAUGGAGAAAGAGAAUGAGAUCCAGACUGCCAAUGAAGUCAAGGAAGCGGUGGAGAAGCAGAUCCACUCCCAUCGUGAAGCUCAUCAGAAGCAAAUCAGCAGCCUGAGAGAUGAGCUGGACAACAAGGAGAAACUCAUCACUGAGCUGCAGGAUCUGAACCAGAAGAUCAUGCUGGAGCAGGAGAGACUGAGAGUGGAGCAUGAGAAACUCAAAUCCACCGACCAGGAGAAGAGCCGCAAGCUGCAUGAGCUUACGGUGAUGCAGGACAGAAGGGAGCAGGCCAGACAGGACCUGAAGGGUCUGGAGGAGACAGUGGCCAAGGAGCUGCAGACCCUGCACAACUUGAGGAAGCUCUUUGUCCAGGACCUGGCUACCAGGGUGAAAAAGAGCGCUGAGAUGGACUCGGAUGACACAGGUGGGAGUGCAGCACAGAAACAGAAAAUUUCCUUUCUUGAGAACAAUCUUGAGCAGCUCACCAAGGUUCACAAACAGCUGGUGCGUGAUAAUGCAGACCUGCGCUGUGAGCUUCCGAAACUGGAAAAGCGUCUUCGUGCUACGGCUGAGCGGGUCAAGGCCCUGGAGUCUGCUCUGAAGGAGGCCAAGGAGAACGCCGCCCGCGACCGCAAACGCUACCAGCAGGAGGUGGACCGCAUCAAAGAGGCCGUGAGGGCCAAGAACAUGGCCAGGAGGGGACAUUCGGCCCAGAUCGCCAAGCCUAUCCGGCCCGGGCAGCAGCCAGUGGCGUCUCCCACCCACCCCAACAUCAACCGCAGCGGAGGAGGCUUCUACCAGAACAGCCAGACGGUGUCCAUCAGGGGAGGAGGCACCACCAAGCCAGAAAAGAACUGAAGAACAGCGGGAAAGAAGGACGACACCACUGAAGAAGCCAAUAUCACCCCCCC
This is a messenger RNA of Morone saxatilis (striped sea-bass), 2819 nucleotides long. RefSeq names its product kinesin-1 heavy chain. NCBI's taxonomy places the organism in Eukaryota, Metazoa, Chordata, Actinopteri, Moronidae. Gene Ontology annotation, biological process: microtubule-based movement. The record is from RefSeq and is a predicted model, not a curated record. Gene Ontology annotation, molecular function: microtubule motor activity; ATP binding; microtubule binding.